Messenger RNA from Cavia porcellus (domestic guinea pig), 6795 nucleotides. RefSeq names its product zinc finger protein 483 (gene Znf483). Lineage: Eukaryota; Metazoa; Chordata; Mammalia; Rodentia; Caviidae. The transcript has 6 exons. Gene Ontology annotation, cellular component: nucleus. Gene Ontology annotation, biological process: regulation of transcription by RNA polymerase II. The record is from RefSeq and is a predicted model, not a curated record. Gene Ontology annotation, molecular function: DNA-binding transcription factor activity, RNA polymerase II-specific; RNA polymerase II cis-regulatory region sequence-specific DNA binding. The coding region runs from base 563 to 2848 and encodes 761 amino acids.
CCCCUUGUACCGGCGCUGCGGUUGGAUGACCGGCCAGGAGCGCGCCGCUGGGGCGGGAUGCGGGUGGAGAGCAACCGCCCCAUCAGGCUGUGUCUGAGGCUGCUUCUGCGGGAAUCUGGCACUUUCCUGCAAGACGGAGCCGCCGGCUUCCUUCGUUUCCUUUUUUGCGCCCGCCGGCUGCAAAUUUAAGGGUUUGGGGCGGGAUAAUUUCUUGCUCGAAGUGUUUUAAGAGUGUGUGGGGGGGUGGUGGUAACAACAGCCAGAUGGUUAUCAGCAUCCCUGAGUAUUUCCCGGAUACCUGUAGCAUCCUUUCUCGCUGGUACAGAUCAUCCAAAGUACCUCCAGGUAUUGCAAAUACUGUAACCCCAGAGUGAAAACCACCCUCUCCCUUUCUUCCCCGGACGGGAACCUGAGCGUGCGUCACAUUUUCACUGAGCCUCUGCGAGUUACUGCAAGACUGUACACUGGAUCCCUGGAAACCUUAAUAUUUGACUGCGUAUAGUGCUUUUGGUAGACUGUCCUGAUAAUCUAUAGGGGACUGGAUCCCUGCUUGUGAUACACAAUGCAAGCAGUAGUACGCUUGAACAAGAUAAAGGCCUUCUUCCCAGGCCCUUCUACUGUAGCCUCAAAUGAACAAAACAAGGUCCCAGGAAUCAGUACUCCUGGGAACCAAGGAGCUAUCUUAAGUGGAGACAAGGCUGAUCUAGAGUCUUUCAGACAAAAGUUCAGGCGGUUUUGUUACCCACGAGAGUCUGGACCUAGGAAAGCCCUGAAUCAACUCUGGGAUCUCUGCAGUCAGUGGUUGAGACCAGACAUUCAUACAAAAGAACAGAUUUUAGAACUACUGGUAUUUGAGCAAUUCCUGACCAUUUUGCCUGAGGAGAUCAGGAUUUGGGUAAAGUUACAACACCCCAAGAGUAGUGAGGAGGUGGUGACGCUGGUAGAGGACUUAACAGAAACACUUGAAGAAAAGGAAGCUCCAGCUGUUCAAGAUUCUGCUGUUAACCAAGAGGAUAACUCAGGAGAAGAUAAACUGGUUGCUGUUCCAAACACGGAAACAUGUGAAUCAAUAGCAUUCAAAGAUGUGGUCAUGAGCUUUUCUAGAAGAGAGUGGAAGAAGUUGGAGCCUUCUCAAAAGGAGCUGUAUAAGGAUGUGCUACUGGAAAACUUAAAGAACUUAGAAUUUCUGGGCUUUCCAGUUUCCAAAUUAGAUUUGAUUUCCCGGCUAAAAUGGGUUGAAUUACCAAGACUAGUGGAAAAAGAACUCUCAAAACACUCCAGGCCAGAGUGCGAGCCUCCAGGUGAAUUGGAGGAAUCUGUUCAAAACCGUGAUGUUUUCAUGGAAGAAUUAACUUCAGAGAAAAUAAUAGAAGAAUGCUUCAAGGAUGAUGGUUGUGAUCUGAUAGCAGAAUUCAAGAAACGUUAUGGCAAAUCCAAAGAGGAUCGUAGCACACAGCAGAGUUCAAAAGGACCAGUCACAGAAAAGGAAACUCACAAGAGAAACAAUAAAGGUGAAGUAGUAGACCCAGAAAAGAGCCCCUUUGGAAAGAAAUUCAAACACCUGAAAGCCUAUUUAAGGAAGAAGUCCAAGAAGUAUAACGAAGGCAAGAAACCCUUCAAUUUUCAUUCAGAUCUUGUUCCGAAAAGCAGAGAACAUGUUGCAGAAAAGUCACAGAAACGCAGUGAAGCUGGAAAAGACCAACAUUGCGCUUUAUGUUUAACUGAGCAUCAGAAAUGUAAGAAAAUUUAUUUGGGGACUAAAUCCCGGAAAUGCAGUAACUGUGGGAUAGCUUUUACACGAAGUUUAUCCCAUUGUAAUAGAAGAAGCCCUAUGUGUGAAAAAUGUCACAAGAAAUUACAUCAAGGCGCAACCUCAGAGGAAGACAAGGGAACUAACUCUGGAAAAACUACUCAUAAAUGUAGUAAAUGUGGAAAAGCCUUUUGUUAUAGUGCCUCACCUAGCAAACCUCAUAGAAUUCACACUGCAGAGAAACCCAGUAUGUGUGCUGAUUGUAGAAAAACUCAUAAUAAAAAAGCUCAUAGUGGUAGUUCAUCACUCAAGUCACGUCGCAAAACUAAGAAUGUAGACAAACCCUACAAAUGUAAACACUGUGGAAAAGGUUUCACCCUGUGUACUGAUGUCAGUAAACAUCAAAGAAUUCAUACUGGAGAAAAACCCUUUCAGUGUAAAGAGUGUGGGAGACCCUUCAGUGACAGUUCAACUCUUGCUCAACAUCAGCGUACUCAUACUGGAGAAAAACCUUACAAAUGCAAAGAUUGUGGGAAAUCCUUUACUCAUAGCUCUUCCCUUGCCAAACAUCAGAGAAUUCAUACUGGAGAGAAACCAUAUUCAUGUAAUGAAUGUGGAAAAUCCUUUAGACAGACUUCUUGCCUUACACGACAUCAGAGAAUUCACACUGGAGAAAAACCAUAUUCAUGUAAGGAUUGUGAUGCCAAGUUUAGCCAUUUUUCAUCUUUUGUUUAUCAUCAAAGACUUCAUAAAGGAGAAAAACCCUUCAAAUGUGACCAGUGUGAGAAAGCCUUCCCUACCCCUUCCCUUCUCACUCGUCAUCUGAGAACCCAUACAGGUGCGAAACCUUACAAAUGUAAAGACUGUGGGAAAACCUUCAGUCAGAGUUCAUCUCUUAAUGAACAUUACCGAAGUCAUACUGGAGAGAAACCUUACGAAUGUGACUAUUGUGGAGCAACCUUUAGUCGGAGCACAAUCCUUGCAGAACACAUGAAAAUUCAUACCAGAACAAGUGACUAUGAAUGCAAUAAAUGUGACAAAAAAUUUAAAAGUAUUUCAGGCCUUAUCAGACAUCGGGCAUCUCAUGCUACAAGGUAGUCUUGCAAACACAGUAAGGUGGGGUUGGAAAUAUCCAAAUUACUAGAAAACCUGAAUAUAAACAAUAUUGAUUAAUAGCUGCAAUUUCAGUGGGUUAGCAGCUAGGGAAAUUACUCUUCUCCAUACUUGUUCAUUUCGAGGCUAUCACCUGCUGAUAAACAGUAAGUAGUACAGUGGAUAAAGUCAUGUGGAAAGUGAAGAAGACAUGAGGUGUAAAAUGAUUCUAAAAGGCCAAACUUAAAACUAUAAAGUGUUUUUCUUCAGGAUAUUUCCCUCUCUUGCUCCUGCUCUGCUGACAUGGAUCAUGAUAGCUUGACUUAUAUUACAUGGGCAAUGUGUCCCAUAUUGACAGCUGUAUUCUACAUAACCUUACGUCUGAAUUUUAGGUUGUGUACCAGUAGAACAAAUGGAAGGGACUAAUGAUUUCUGAGGGUUUUGUUUGUUUGUUUUUCUUAUCUCUCCUAACUGAUGCUGUAGAAAGUGUUAAAUGUUUUUUAUUUUUUGGAAUUUUCUUGUUUCUCUGAUAGAAAAUUGUUCUCUUAUACCAUACUAGACUUCUAUUUCAGUGAGAGUGCCAAAUACUCUAGCUGUUUGAUGCAGGAAUCCUUAGAAUGUGAUAGGAAUAAGAUAGAGCUCAAACUCUUUGCCUUCAGGGAAUCUCUAAUGACAUAAAAUGCCCCAAACUUUUUAUUUUGGUUACUAACUGAAGGGAUCAAGCAUCCAAAAAACUCAAACUUGAGUUAACUCAGUCAUGAGAGUCACAGUCCCAGGAGAAUAGAUUGGGGUUGGGGAAAGAAACUUGCUGAAAACAGCUGUUCUGAGUGGGUUUUCAUUUGCAACACAGAAUUACAUAUUUUAAAAUUUGUGUCUGUAGCAAAUACAGCUUCCUGCAGUUGCAGUGUAAGCAUUCAGUAUAGCAGCAACCACAUCUCUUAGAUUGGGCCCUGAGUCAUGCCUUGGGUUGUCUGCAGUGCAGGAUUUUUACGUGUGUGUGUGUGUGUGUGUGUGUGUGUGUGUGUGUGUGUGUGUGCGCGCGCGCUUAGUUGCCAUUGUUUCAAAUUAGAGACUUUCAUGUUCAAACAAGGUUUCUCUUUUAAAAAUAAUUAUAAGGGCUGCCCAUACUGGACUCAGAUCUCUACAGCACUCAGCUGGUUCUGAGUAGCGACUGUCUCCUUUAAAUGGAGGAUCUACUUUCUUACUUGUCAACUUCUCUUCUGUGUAUAGCCCAACUUUUCCAUUGUAGAAAUUUAAUAUUCUAGUCCUCUACCAUCUGGAGAAUACGUAAUGCAGUAAAAUUUAUUAUUUUCCUUUUUCUUUUUCUUUUUUUUUUUUUUUGGUACUGGGGAUUGAACUCAGGACCUUGUGCUUGCCAGGUAGGAGCUGUGCCACUAAGCUGUACCCCUGGCUCCACUAAAAUUUAAAGAGACCCCAUUUCAUAGCUAGUCAGGUUCAAGGAAAGGAUAAUAGUAUUGAUGAUGUUUUGAGUUACUUUUGAGUGUGUGUGUAAUUAGACCUCCAGGGGUAGGAAUAUACGGGUAUUGAUGAAUAUUCUUUUAAAAUUUUAUUGGUGAAGUCGGAAUAAUUUCUGACUGGAAAAGAAACUAAAGAUUCUGAGUGAUUUAGGUUUGGGUCUCAGGUCAUGGGGCUCCAGAGAAGUGCUAGUGACUUGGCAAUAGUGUAGAAAUAAGUUCUUAAAGUUGAAAUUUGAGGCAGUUUCUGUAAAAAACAACUGAGCUGUGGAACUCUGAGCUUAUGAAAGCGAAGUGAUCUUAAUGCUGAUCUGAGACUCAGGAACAUUUGCUGUAAUUUAAGGUGCUUAGGUUUGAAAUGCUACCUCUGGAUGUGGGUUUUGGUUUUUCUCUGCGUAUCUCUCAACCUUCAAAGCCUGCAGUUCAAACACUGCUGUGUGAUGAUUUGAUACAUGUAGUUAUCCUAAUGGAUGUACCAAAUGCACUUUAGCCAGGAAAAGAAUAUAGGCUGUAAUAAUAUAUUAUUAUAAUAUAAUAAUAUAUUAUAUAUUAUAUAUUAUAUAUUAUUAUUAUAUAUUAUAUAUUAUAUAAUAUAUUAUAAUAUAAUAUAUUAUAUUAUAAUAUAAUAUAUUAUAUAAUAUAAUAUAUUAUAUAAUUAUAAUAUAUUAUAUAAUUAUAUAUAAUAUAUUAUAUAAUAUAAUAUAUUAUAUUAUAUUAUAAUAUAUUAUAAUAUAAUAUAUUAUAAUAUAUUAUAAUAUAUAAUAUUAUAUAUUAUAUAUUAUAUUAUUAUAUAUUAUAUAUUAUAUAUUAUAUAUUAUUAUUAUAUAUUAUAUAUUAUAUAAUAAUAUACUAGUAUUGUAAGGAUUUUUUUUUCCUGAAAAAUUAUGAUUUGUGGAAAGAACUUAACAAAUUGGUAAAACUCUUCUUGAGAGGAGAUUUGUUAUAGGUUGUUUACUGAGGUUAGACUUCCCAUCUUUCAUAAGUGGAUGUUAUCCCAGUAUCACUUGGGCAUUGGCAGUAUAAACUUCCUUUACAAUUUUAUCAAGGUAUAAAUUAUACAUGAAAAACAUUUCAGCUGUACAGAUCAGUAGAUUUUAGUAAAUUUACUGAAUUUGUACAGCCUUCAUCACAACGCAUUCUUGACACUGUCAUCCCCAUUUUCCUUAUACUAACAGUCAAUCACAUCCUUAAUCCAAGGCAGCCAUUAAUCAGUUUAUAUGUACAGUUACCCGUACCUGGGCAUUUAUGUGGUCCUUUGUUUCUUUUUUUCAUUAACAUGUUUUAAAUUUAUCUAAGACGUAGUGUAUCAUAUUACUCUCAUUGUUAAAAUUUUUAUUUUCAGCAUGACUUGUACACUACAGUAAAGCAAAGAGGGAAAACAUCUCUUGCUUUAAAAUUCCAUAUUCAUGAUAGAAAUUAGUCUUUAUCUUGGAAAAUUGUCAAAAAUUAUGUCAUGUGUUUGAAUUUAGGUAGUUAAUUGAUGUUUUGUAAAUUUAAAUGUCCUUUGAGAUGGAGUAUCUCCCAAGUUUUUUUUUGAGCAGUGUGUUAUGUCACAUGAUGUAUCUAAAACUAAAGAAAAAGACUCAAAAAAUUUCAAAUUUUGAAUCAACUGGUCUUUGAUAUUAUUAUAAAUAUAUAUCCUAUAAUGUGAUUUGCUCAUGUAUAUUGUGUGAACAAAAUUGUUUAAUGGUAUAUUUGAAAACUUGUUUUCCUCAGUGAGUUUUUUAGAUGUCAUUUGCUCACAAGUUUCUAAAUUAUAGUAACAUGAUUAUUUUUACUGCAUCUAACAUUUGUGUGUGUGUAAAAACAAGCUGUUUUAUAGCUGGGUAAGUUUACAAACAGAUCCUUUUAAAAUUUGCUUAAAACAGUUUUUUUCUUGGAAAUUCUUGUCUGACUAAUUUGAUGGAUUUUUUUUGAAUAAAUUGUUGAAAACUUCUGUAAAUCUUAAAUAUUAUCUCAAGUAUUGUCUACUGUAUUGUCUUACACUGGAAUUAAAUAGUGCUCUUGUUUGCUGCUGUAAAUUAUAAUUACAAUUUAUCAUUGAACAUCUGCUAUGCUCUUUUAUUCCCAUUUUUCUUGACUGGAUAUAGUAUAAGCCUCUGUGUCUUCACCAAAUUCUGCCUCAGUAAUAUGCCUUUGUUUACAUUUUUAAUGUUUCCCCAGUUUUUAACUAGAAAAUAACUAUAAAACAGUAGAUAGAAAUUUAUGGUUUAUGUAACAUUAUAACUUGCUGUCUGCAUAGGUAUACUCUUACACUAUUUGUGUAAUAUACCCAAAUUAACCUAUUGUGAUAUUUUAUCUGUGCAUAAAGUUAUCUGAACUGAAUCAGUCUUUGAUACUGAGUAGAUUGAUGGUGUUGUUUACAUGUGACACUAAAAAUAAUGCACGUUCCUGAAUAAGUCACAACAGUGUCCUAUGCGAUGCAGUGGCUAAAGUGAAUUGUGGUUCUAUUAAAUAAAGUUGUGUUUAAUGAAAAAA